This is a messenger RNA of Phlebotomus papatasi, 7619 nucleotides long. Its product is annotated as unconventional myosin-IXAa-like. The coding region runs from base 795 to 7547 and encodes 2250 amino acids. Gene Ontology annotation, molecular function: microfilament motor activity; protein binding; ATP binding. Gene Ontology annotation, cellular component: myosin complex. The transcript has 18 exons. Gene Ontology annotation, biological process: intracellular signal transduction. Lineage: Eukaryota; Metazoa; Arthropoda; Insecta; Diptera; Psychodidae. The record is from RefSeq and is a predicted model, not a curated record.
AGUUUUCAACAAGAACCACAAGCGCUGGCGUCGAGCAACCAUCUUCGUCGACAAAAACACAAAAACGCUGCGAGAAAAAUCUGUGCGAGUCGCUGGGAAAAAUUACGCCGCCGCCCCAAAACGCUUCAAAGUGUGCUAAAAGGUAGUGAAAAGUGCUGUAGAGUGCUGUGAGGUGGGUUCUGAGGUGUUUAACAGGCCCUAGGGCCCCAUUCAACAUGUGACCUCAAUAUGACGUUUUCGUUUUGGUUUUGCUCUGAAAAGUUUCCCCACAAAUUUGCCGCCGUGCUGGCUUUUCUCCAGCUUCCACCUGGUCAGAAGGCCACAGUGUAUCUCCCAUGGGGAACUGUGAGGGUUUUCCCAGGGUUUUGGGCUAGCACUAAAGACUGUGAAAGACCACGCGAUUGGGAGUGAUUGUACCCGCGUGAGUGGAUUUGUGGGGUGAAGGAAGUAGCAGCGCGGAUAUUAGUGAAUUUUGUAGUGAAGACAAAUUGUGACGCGGUGAAGAAAGAGUUAAGAUUUCAGUGAUGUGUGAGUGAUCAUAAAUGAGUAAUAUAGCACCAUAAGUUUUUCUUUUCUUCCGAUUAAACGAGAGGUGUGCAAGGCAAGAAAAAAAAUAUAUAAGAAGUUGUAUUGCGAGAAGAAAAAGAAAAGAAAGAAGGGCAAUUAAAUGUUGGACAAGCAAUGUAGAUUAGAGCAGUGGCAGAGAGGAAAAAUUCAAUGGAAAACAAGUGUUGAUGGUGCAGAAACAGAAUGAUCGGUUCGUUUGACGACAAUUUGAGUGUCGAAGUGAAAAAAUGCAGUCAACAGACUCAUCACCAUCGUCAGGAGAUUGCUCCCGCUAUAUUUUGCAGGUGUACGUGGGAGCUCUUUCCCUACACUAUGAGGCGUUAAGUGUGGAAGCAUCUAAACAAACAACCGCCGAAGAAAUUGUUUCAUGUAUUGUUGAACGCUUAGGACUAUCGGGAAGCAAUUAUGAACUUGCCGAGGUGGCGGAUGAGAGUAAAGAGAGGCGAUUGUCGCCAGAGGAAAAGCCCGUGUCAGUUAUGCUCCUGUGGCCAAUGCAUUCAGAAAGAGAUUUUCAUAGGUUUUAUCUACGCGAAUCCCAAAAUGAUGUUCCCUGGUUAGACAACUACAGUCUCGAUCCGCAAAUUUUGCGGGAUUUCAUACCAUUUCUGCUGCAGCCGGAAAAUCGGGAGUAUCCAGACUUGUGCCAAUUGCCAGACUUGAAUGAGUCAACAUUGUUGGAGAAUUUAAGACAACGCUUCGAUGCUGGUCAUAUUUAUACUUAUGUAGGGAGUAUUUUAAUAGCUGUGAACCCAUUCAAAUUUCAUCCAAUCUACAAUCCCAAGUAUGUAAGGCUGUAUCAAAAUCAAAAAGUUGGACCCAUACUCCCUCCUCACAUCUUUGCAAUUGCCGACAAUGCAUAUUACUGUAUGCUCAAGGAGAAGAGGAAUCAAUGUGUUGUGAUUAGUGGUGAGAGUGGAUCGGGAAAGACAGAAAGCACAAAUUUUCUCUUGCACCACCUCACAGCACUAUCACAGAAGGGAUCUCAUGGAUCAGGAGUUGAACAGACAAUUCUCAGUGCUGGUCCUGUUCUUGAGGCAUUUGGUAAUGCCAAAACAGCCCAUAACAAUAACUCGAGUCGCUUUGGGAAAUUCAUUCAAGUGAAUUAUCGUGAAAAUGGUCUCGUUCAGGGAGCUGUUGUGCAGAAGUAUCUGCUGGAGAAAAGUCGAAUUGUCUCACAGGGCCCCUACGAGAGGAACUACCAUGUCUUCUACUAUCUGCUAUCGGGUGCCACUGAGCAGGAGCGUGAAGCUCUUCAUUUGCUCCCAGCUGACAAGUAUAACUACUUGAAUGCAAAGAAUUUAAUCUUGGAGAAUUGCGAUGAAAAGUAUGAGUUUUCACGACUGAAGCAGAGCAUGGAGAUGGUAGGAUUUUCAGCUGAGAAGCAGAGACGGCUGUUCAAUGUACUGUCAGCUGUUCUGCUCCUUGGUAAUGUUGAAUUCUUCCCUAAAAAAUCCACCUACCACCAUGAUGAAAGUGUUCAAGUGCGCAAUUCUGAUGUUGUGUCCAUAAUCUCGGAAUUGCUAAGAGUGAAGCAUGACACACUCUUGGCUGCAUUGACAUCGAAACGUGUUAAGGCGAGCGGUGAGACGCUCAUUAUGCAAUACAAAUUACCUGAAGCAAUUGCAGCACGAGAUGCACUGGCAAAAUGUCUCUAUGGCGCACUAUUUGACUGGAUUGUGCUCCAGGUGAAUCAUGCAUUGCUGAAUAAAGAUCCCACGGGACCUCCGCACACAGGACACUCAAUUGGGGUGCUGGACAUCUUUGGGUUUGAGGACUUUGGGGCACAGAACUCCUUUGAGCAGCUCUGCAUUAACUAUGCCAAUGAACACCUCCAGUAUUAUUUCAAUCUCCAUGUGUUCAAGUAUGAGCAGAAUGAAUAUAAGCGUGAAGGGAUCAAGUGGCGAGAUAUUGAAUUUAUGGACAAUUCAGGAUGUUUGCAUUUGUUUGAGUCCAAACCAACUGGACUUCUUUGCAUCCUCGAUGAUCUCUGCAACUUUCCGGGAGCCACAAAUGAGGCUCUUCUGCAAAAAUACAACACCGUCCAUCGGGACAAUCCCUUCUACGAAAAGCCACAGAAAAAGGAAAAUGCAUUUAUCAUCAAGCACUACGCUGGAAAAGUCAAAUACCAGGUGGCGGAAAUGCGUGAGAAGAACUUAGACUUAAUGCGCCAAGACAUCGUGAGUGUCCUGAAGAAUUCCAGCAUGGCUUUCGUGCGAGAACUCGUGGGAGCUGACCCUGUGGCAGUUUUCCGCUGGGCUAUCCUGAGAGCCUUCUUCCGUGGGUACUUUGCAUUCAGAACGGCCGGCAUUAAGCAUCGUCAAGAGAGAGCUGAUCAGGCAUUCAACAAAGUGACGGUGAAAACGCGAUUUAGACCACACAACGAUCUACUAAUCAGCAAAAGAGUGAAUAAUACGAGUGACCUGGCAUCGAUGCAUCAUCAGCAGUCACCCAUUCAGCAGUUCAAUUAUAUGAACAAGAAUCCGCGGCGAUCGUGGUCCAGUAUUGCCUUCCAAAAUAAAAAUUUUCCAGAUGGAAAGCUGGGGUAUGAAAAUAGCCAAAACAGCAAUAACAACAAUAACAACUCUGAUAGCGGUGGAAAUAACAAAAUAUUUGCUAAAGGAUUUUCAAAGUUUGAACGAUCCAGUCAAGAUGUAAUGGCACGUGCUUCCCAAAUUGUUCAGAAGAAUAAAUCAUUCCGCCCUCGAGAGCGUCCAAAGAAGGGACUGAAAAAUCUCCAGACAGUAAAAACUCUAACAGCUGGACAGAAUUUGUCCAAUCAGACGUCCAUUAAGACAAGAAAACAGCCACUAACGGUUUCAGCACAAUUUCAAAAUUCACUUACUGCCCUGAUGGACACUUUAAAUCAGGCAAAUCCCUUUUUUAUCCGAUGCAUCAAGUCAAAUCCAUCUAAAAUCCCAAACAAAUUUGAUGACAACACUGUGACGAGACAGCUUCGCUACACGGGAAUGCUGGAAACUGUGCGAAUUCGUCGAGCGGGCUACAAUGUACGCUUGACAUAUGAAGAGUUCAUCCAGCUGUACAGAAUUCUCCUUCCCAAAGGCCUCGUGAGUUCGCAGAAGGAUGUGCGAGAUUUCAUGAAUACGAUGGAUUUGAACAAGCAACACUACCAAUUAGGUGUUACAAAGAUCUACAUGCGUGAAUCUCAGAAGAUACGACUGGACAUAAAGUUGCAUACAAAGAUACUCGGGAGUAUAGUGAAGAUUCAGAGGUGGUUUCGUAGUAUUCUGCAGAGGCGCAAAUUUGUUAUUUUGCGUUCAGCCGUGGUUACUCUUCAGAGUUUCUGGAGGAUGUGUAUAGCCCAGAAGCAACUUCUGGGUUUGCGACAGGAGCGGGCAGCAGCCGUGAUUCAGGCUACAUGGCGCAUGUACGUCACGAGGAAAUGGUUCACGAAGCUGAAGAAUGGCACAAUUCUGCUGCAGUCGCACAUUAGGGGCAAAUUGGCUAGAGCUAAAUUCAAGAUAAUGUACAAACAGAAGUUGCUGAAAGAGAGAUCGAAAUUGCGACCAACACAGAGUCUACCAGCCAAUGAGAGGUCGAUCGAUGUGCUGCCGGACGUUGACACGUACACUGGGCAGAGAGUGACACUCACAAAGCCACACAGCAGUCUGGACACUGAGCUUGAGCACGCCACUAAGCGAAAUAUUCACUCUCAGUAUUACCACCAUGGCAAUCGCAGUGAGGAGAAUCUCCUGGACUACUCACUCCUGACCCAGGGAUCCAUGGAGAAGCGCGAUGUGCUUAAUAAGGCGGAGAAUCAAUUUAGGAGCUUAAUGAUAUCAUCCGGGAACAACAAUAAGGCAUUUGGCAAUAGUAACAGCGAUGACUUCCAUCCGGACUAUCAGAAUGUCAAAUACUCACAGCAUGACAAGCAACAGCACUUCCAGAGGCAGACGCAUCAGGAGGAGCCAUCCAGUCUCGUCACCAUGAACGAUAUCCGGAAGGCUUACAUGACGUACAUCGAAUCUCCCAAGAGUUAUGAUCCCCUGAAGGCUCCAGUGCGCCGAGUGGAUUCUGGACCAACCCCCGUCCGGCGCAGUGAAUUGCGCUACGAAGAGUCUCCGAGCCGAAUGAUUGGUGUUACGCGAAAUGUGGGAAAUCUGGGCAAUAGCAAUGUAGAAGUUGUCUAUGUUGACAACAAUGCUGAUGCCUCAGCUGCAGCCUCAUUGGAUAGUUCCAGUGGUGCCCUGAGAAGUCCUCAGAAUAGUCAGCAACAGUAUUUGGGCUAUAAACCGACGAGACGGGAAAUUAUCUGUCGGAGUGCUGGAGAUGAGAUAAAUUCCAAUUAUUCGUCAACGGGGAAGACACAGAGUAUGAAUUAUGCGAGUCCUGGGCAUUCGGGAACAUCCAGUCAGAGUGUGUAUGUGAGUCAGGAACAUCCACAGGAAUUUCUGCAGAAGGCUUUCUAUACGGCACCCAAGGGAAAGGCUGCAGCUCUGCUGGGAACAAUAACGGAAGACAAGGUGAGGGCGGCCAAGGAGGCGGCAGCAGGGCAGGAUUAUGGGUAUCAGGGUAAGGUGGGUAGGAGAGUGAAGACCAAUCUGAGUGAUGAUGUCAGUGAUGUCAAUCUCCAUGGGCACAUUGUGCAUCCGAGGCGUGGAGCUCUGAGUUCAGAAUCACUGAGAAGGAGAAAUUCUGAUCCGAGCACCAAUAAAGUGCCCCUGCUGGAAGUCAAUAGGGGCAAUGAUAUGUAUCAAUCGAGUACACAUAUUAACAUUGCUGGGCAUAGAUUCCGGAAGGCGGCAAGAAUUGGGAAGGCGGAAAAGUGUGCAAGUUGCGAGAAGAGUGAUGCCUUUGUCAAUGAAGGUCACAGAUGUCUGGAUUGCAAGGUUCUCGUGCAUACGAAAUGCAUCCAGAAUGGCGGUGUAAAGACACUCCAGUGCGAAGCAAAGCGCUCAAAGCGCCGAAAGAUGAUGGAGAAAGGGGCAGCAGGGGAGAAACCAAUGACACCCAAUUCGAAAUACUCAGGAACGCGCGAGUACACAGAUUCCACGGAUAAGAUCAUCAGUGAUGCCAAAGAGUUGCAAUUGAUGCAGGACUUCAUAACGCAGAAGAUCUGCAAGAUGGAGAAUGACUGUGGGAAACCCUCGGAGGUUGAUAGGGUGUUCAAGCAGGCUCUGAGGGAAUUUAAGGACAAUCUGGUGGCACACUACAGUGUGGCGCACAAACAGAAUUCUGAUGCUCUCAAUAUCAAGUAUCGGGAUUUAAUAGCUAAUUUUGAGCAAGUAAUGGAAACUUGCUGUGGUGGCCGAAAGGAUGACUUUCCCCUUACGAUGGGCGUCAAUGCCUUCAGGGGCUUCAUGAAUGAGUUUAUGAACUCACGCGAAACCGACAAGCCCAAAACGAAGCGAAAGAAGGACAAGAAACGCAAAAUUGAAGAGCAUACCAGCUUCAAUGGUCACACCUUCCAAUUGACGAUCAUCAACAUUCCAACGGCGUGUGAAAUUUGUCAGCUUUUCCUCUUGUGGCCCAUUGAGCGUGGACUGGUUUGCCAGAAUUGUCGGUUGACGUGUCACAAGAAGUGCUACCAGAAGACAGCAGCCUGCAAUAAGAUCUCCGGAUCUUCGGGUAAUAUUUCAUCAUCUCAGUCUGCUCUGGUAGGGUCAAAGCUUUUCGGCUGUAGCCUUACAAGUUUGUGUGCUGCUGAGGGAGGUGUCAAAAUUCCCGUGCAGAUUGAGCAAUUGAUUACGAAGAUUGAGAUGCAUGGACUCUAUGCAGAGGGUAUUUAUCGGAAAAGUGGGGUUAAUUCAAAGAUAAAGGAGCUGAAGAUGAGAAUGAGUGAGAAUGCUCAGUCGGUUGAGGUUGACUAUGAGAGUUACAAUGUCCAUGUCCUGGCCAAUGUGUUAAAAUCGUUCUUGAGAGAGAUGCCAGAACCUCUGUUGUCCUUUGACCGGUAUGAUGAUUUUCUGAGGGCUGCUGAGUUGAGUGAGACCAAUGACAGAGUUCAGACGAUGCUGUCGUUGAUCAAGAAAUUGCCACCAUGUCAUCAUGCACUGCUAGAAAGGCUGAUAUUCCAUUUGGCGUUGGUGGCUCAGCGAGAGCAGUUUAAUCGGAUGUCAGCAAGUUCACUGGCCAUUGUGUUUGCUCCGUGUGUUCUGAGGACGAAUAGAAUUGUUCCGGCGCAGGAUAGUUUGAAUGAUAUUGGGAGGCAGACGAAGUGCAUUGAGACGCUGAUAACGCAGAAGAUGCACAAUGUCAAGAGUACUCUGGCGGACAUUGAUACCCUAGAUACGGCCGCUCAUACGGCCACAACACGUCUGAGCACUCUCAGGAGUUCUAAGGUCUUCACUCCUGAGGAAUUAGCGCCACGGCAAGGGAAUCUGGAGUCAGAAGCUGAGGAGAUUCUACUGGAGGGACACAUUCAGGAGAUUAAGAAGGAGAAGGCUCUCCUGACGUCUACUCUGCCCAGUUUGGCCAGAGCGAGUUCCGAUGAUGAUUUACUAUCGACGGAUCUCGAUGGGGAGGGAGGGAGUCUCGAUGACUUGAUUCUGUUGGGUGGGGAGGGCAGAGAUCCCAAUAAGGACAGUGUAGAUUCAGCUCUGUGCAGUCUGGGUGGAGAAUCUUCUCGGAAUACUUUCAACAGUGAUGCUGAGAUGAUGGAGUACCCCAGGGAACAGAGUAUGGACUAUAUGCACAGUCCAAGGAGUCAACAGAUGUCAGCGGAACGGGAAGCUUUCCUGCGAGGGGCCUACAAUCCCAAAAUAGCCUCAACGAGCAAAUGGUCCAGCAGUCAGCAGAAUCUCAGUCAUGGUCCAAUUAAGGCUCAGUGUGAGUUGCAGCGGCAGAAGCCAAUUGUGAUGAGGAGUAUUUCCACCGGUUAUGACACUCAAUCAGUCACCAUCCAGCAUCAUCAGCCGGGCCCAAGUCAAGUUGAAGCACCACCGCCCAAGGAACCCAAGGCCAAGAAUAGUCGCAAGUCCAAGCGACAGAAUAGUCUCGAUGAUGAGCCCAUAAUGGUGUGACUUCCGGGGCAGGAAGUGAAAAUUUGUGAUGGCGAGGAAGAAGGUGGAGGAAAUGCAGGGUGAUCUAGUUGA